AUGGAGACUAAGGAAGAUUCCAAGCAGAAGCUCGUUAUCCUCAAAGGGAUAAACUWUCUCCUAUGGACUYGUACUSUYAKAACCUAUCUACRYGRAUGUGGUUUAUGGAACCAUGUCGUCAAGCAGAAGUAUUCUACCGAAGAGAUCGAGGCUAAAGGUGAUGCAGAACUCUUGCCUGAGGAAGAAAAGUGGUACCAAGGUUAG
Molecule: messenger RNA, 204 nt
Organism: Arabis nemorensis
Lineage: Eukaryota; Viridiplantae; Streptophyta; Magnoliopsida; Brassicales; Brassicaceae
Source: the annotation of a GenBank genome assembly